Molecule: messenger RNA, 1039 nt
Organism: Aphanomyces invadans
Lineage: Eukaryota; Oomycota; Saprolegniomycetes; Saprolegniales; Verrucalvaceae
Exons: 1
Coding region: 4-966 (320 amino acids)
Source: RefSeq, a predicted model, not a curated record
CGGAUGGGCACUUGCUGUGGCUGCGCCAAGCGGUUCCAUGCGUUCCGGUGGAGCCACGCGUGCAGGUUCUGCUUCCAGCAAGUGUGCUCCAAGUGCUCGACGAUAACGUCAACCGUACAGCGCGGCGCCAAGGCGAAAACAGCCAAGCGCAUGUGCCUUGCAUGCGUCACGGCUGCCACGACGAUCUGCCACCAAGGCGCCACCCCCCGCUCGGUCAUGUUUGACAAAAUGACCCACGACGAUGCCGCAGCAUCGGCGGUGUCGCCAGCUAUGCUCACAUGUCCGAGAACUUCUCCUCCAUCCCACCUCGACUUGACGGCGCUCGCCCCACGCUUUCAGCACGACGCAACAUACUUCCUCCUCCUUGAACAGGCCAUGUCAGCCAUGGACGCCACGAUGGGACUCAUCCAACUCAUCGGAAGCCGCGGCGUCGUUGUUGUGACCUCGUACAACUUCGAAGAUGUCCCUCCCAACUUCACCCGUGUCGAUGCUGGUCUCGUUACGCUCCAGUCGACGCCGUCGGUCGUCCGAGAACGGUAUCACGAUGGCUUGCCCUUCGUCCGAAUCCCGCUCCUCCUAGCGUCAGCUUGCAUUGGUACGAUGGAAGUCGAGUGCCCAACGGGCCAGCUCCCGUGCACAGACACGCUCAAGGAGCUGGAAGACAUCGCGUCCACGACCUCCAUGGUGAUGCAAAACACUGCGAUCGAGUUGUCGACGCAGCAGGCAAAGCGGUUGCCGUCUGGAUUUCGAAUGCACCGUCGGGGCAACUCCAUUUCGACGACCAGCAGCACCAGCAGCAUGUACUCGACGCGUAGUUACAAUACAAUCGGCAACCUCGACACAACGUCGACUUCCCAGUCGAAGGCAUGCGACGUCGCCGAGGAAAUGAUGGAGGCGCUGCUCGCCAUGUCGAAGCACACGGCCAAGCUGAUUCAAGACACCAAGGAUCGCCGCAAACUCCACUGACUAGUCUGAGGCAGCCACACACCCACUCAUCCUAUUUAUUCACCUAUACGAAGUGUCAUGUGUGUCAUGUCGC